This is a messenger RNA of Thecamonas trahens ATCC 50062, 3111 nucleotides long. RefSeq names its product peptidase M1. Gene Ontology annotation, molecular function: metallopeptidase activity; aminopeptidase activity; zinc ion binding. The transcript has 2 exons. NCBI's taxonomy places the organism in Eukaryota, Apusomonadida, Apusomonadidae. The coding region runs from base 1 to 3111 and encodes 1036 amino acids. Gene Ontology annotation, cellular component: cytoplasm. The record is from RefSeq and is a predicted model, not a curated record.
AUGGCCGCCUCCGCAGCCGCCCUCUACACCCUCUACGCACUGCGAGCCACCCGUCGGACCACCACGUCGACGGCGUCCACCUCGACGCCCUCCCAUCGGUACACCCGUGCCCAGUUCGCGGAACUUACUCUGCGACCCAUCCAUGUCUAUCUCCGCUUCCAUGUCCUCGACUCGCCGGCCGAUGCCAACGAGCCCAUCGCCAUGACCUCGGCCACUACCUUUGCCAACGUCACAGACUCGCCCAUACACUCGCUUGCUCUCAAUGCUACCAAUCUGGGUGUUGAUCGUGUCGCCAUCGUCUCGCGCGAGCUGCCCAAGCUGACCAUUCCGCCCAUCGUGCCAGCCAAGUCGGACUUGCUCGCCAUCGGCGCCGCUCUCGAUGUCGCCCUGGACGUACAUGCCGCCGUGCCGAACCCGGCUGAAGACGCGCUCGUCGACUGCGCGUACGCGCUUGCUGACAACAUGCUCAACGUCAAGCUGCCGCAGCCGCUGGCGCCCGGCGAGCAGCUCACCCUCGCCGUCUACAACUCGGCUCGCAUUCGCGACGGCCUGCUCGAGGGCAUCUACAAGGACUACACCCCCGACGCCGCGCCGCAGACCCUCAUCAGUCAGUGCCAGCAGUGGGGCUUCCAGCGGAUUGUACCGGCCGUCGACGACAACCGCGCCAAGGCCUACUACACCGUUACCAUCGACGCGCCCAACACCUACUCCCGCCUGCUUUCAAACGGCGAUCCCGCCCCGGGCUUUGCUACCCCGCAGCCGCACCCAUCGCUGGACGGCAUGCAGCGGAUGCGCUACCACAACCACGCCACAAACAUGCCGCCGUAUCUGUUCUUCUUUGGCGUCGGCUCGUACACCACUCACUCCUCGCUCAUCGAGUAUCCCGACGGCCGGACCGUCGACCUGGAGCUCAUUGUGCCAUCCGACGGCCUCAUUGCUCGCGACGACUGCCUCGCUGCCCUGGCCUCGCUCAAGUCUGCCAUGAUGUGGACUCACCUCUCCACCGGCCCGCAGGCCUUUGUCAAGGCCGCUCAACGCGAGGAGCUGCGACGCCCCGCCGCCGCCGCCGCCCGCAACCAGCUUGCCGCCGCCGCCGCUGCCUUUGGGCAGCUCGGCCAUGCCUUUGACGGCGCCGUCAUGCGCGAGCUCGCCAUGGUCAACUCUAUGUUUGGCGGCAUGGAGAACCGGACCGUGACCACCAUUCUGGCCUCGGUCAUUGCCCCAUCACCGUACGUCACCGACCCCGCCUACGAGUACCUCGAGGGCGUCAAGGCCCACGAGUUCUACCACGACCUCAAUGGCUCGCGGGUCACCGGCGCCACUCCAUUUGAGCUCUGGCUCAACGAGGCCGUCACCGUCCACAUCGAGCGCAUGUACCUGAGCCACCUCUUUGGCCACGACUAUGUCCGACUCAAGGAGGUGACCUACGCCACCCGCCCGGGCUCCGGCCCGCUUGCAAACGACGCAUCUGCACUCUCCAUGCCGAUUGAGCCAUCAGGCUUCAACCGCCCGGACGAGCUCAUCUCGUCUGUCACUUACUUUAAGGGUCCAGAGUUUGUGCGCAUGGUCGAGUCUCUCGUCGGCCCCGACGCUUUCAUGCGCGGCCUCGACGCCUACUACCGCAAGUAUGCCCACGCCAACGCCACCACCGCCGACUGGGUCGCCACCCUCUCCGAGUCGACCGGCCUCGAUCUCGGCCCCAUGGCAGAUGGCUGGCUCAAGCGCCCGGGCCAUCCCACCCUCCACGUCGCUGCUCCGGCCUGGGACCCUGCCACUGGCGCAUACUCGGUCCAGCUGCGCCAGUCCGGCUUUGGCACCGGCGCCCCGUGGAUUUUCCCGGUUGCCUGGGCCGCCAUGGCUGAUGACGGUAGCCAGCUUGCCCGCGGAACAACCGUUGUCGACGCCAAGUCUGCCGCCAUCGAGGUCUCGGGCCUCGCUGUCAAGCCGGCCUACAUCUCGAUCGCACGGGGCUUCUCGUUCUUUGGACGGCUCGACGUCGCCGAGUCCAGCCCCGAGCUUGACGCACUGCAGGCGCGUACCGACACCGACGUUGUCGCGCGGUACUUUGCCUACCGGCGGCUGGUCGACCGAACCAAGGCAGCGUACAUCGACGCGCGGCUGAGCGGUAGCGACGCCGCCUUUGUCGUGCCGGAAGCCGUGACUGCCGCCUUUACUGCCGUCCUGGCCGACACUUUGCUCUCGAGCGCGUGCAAGGCCCGCUUUCUGGCCGAGCCGUCGGCGCUGGAGACGGCCACCCACCUCAACGUCCACUACGACCUUCUUGACGAUGCCAAGAACGCCGUCUACACCGCCGUCUACGACGCUGCAGGCCCGGAGGUGUGGGCAGCAUUCGACGCUGGCCUCGCCGGCGCCAUCGACUCGCGGCCGGUGCUCGAGUCCGGCAAUUCCAAGCUCGACGCGUUCCGGCGCGAGGUGCCAGGCCGGAGCCUGGCAACCACUCUGGCCGAUGUCCUUGUUGCUGCCCUCGGCAAGGACCCACCGCCGAUGAUGACUAGCGGCUGCUCUUCCGCCCGCGACCUCGCCGAGGUCGGCCGGGAGCUUUGGGCGUCGGGAGCCGACCGAGCCAUGUCGCUCCGCAAGCUCGGCGCCAAGCUUGUCCUUAACUCGCGGGCGAGCGCCGACGACAAGGCCGCCUUCCGAGCACAGAUGCGGGAAGCUUGGGCCUCGCAUCCGGAUGGCUUUGAGCAGUUCCUCUGGGUCAUGACCUCCAUCGACUCGCCCGACGCCGCCGCCGCCCUCCGCGCCGUCGUCGACCACGACGAGCUCAUCGACCUGGUCCAGGCCUCCCAGGCCCGCGCCCUUGUCCGUGGCUGGUCCGCCGCUCGCCGCUGGUCGCUCCUCACUCACGACGGCCUCGCCCUCCUCGAAGACAUCUUUGUCGCCGUCGCCAACAUCAACGAGUACUUUGCCUCGGGCGUCCUCUCGGCCUUUUCCGACCUCCCGCAGAUGACCGGCAAGCACAAGGCCCGCCUGAUCGCCGCCCUCCAGCGCAUGCAGGCACGCCUGAGCAAGGACCACCAGUUUGGCCUCUGGUCCGCUAUCCAGCGCCAGCUCGACGCCGCCGCCACCGCCGCCGACCCAUCGUGCUAG